AGCAGCGUGUGCGAGCGCAACCAACUCACGUCACGUUGCCGUACGAGAAGUGCGCGAGGUGAAGUGCGUUCGGCUCGCGCCUCCGAAAAAAACGUAAAUACCAGUAGUCCAGCCGAGGAGAGGGUGUGCAACACCCGCGUGUUCCGGCCGCCUACAGAAGAAGGAACAAAGAGAAAGAGAGAGAGACAGCGAGCUGACGCUGUUAUCGUUGCGGCAAGAUGAGCGGACUGCUGAAGCUCUCGGGCCUCCUGGCCAAGGGCCUGCCCUCGACGACGCUGAACAAAUUAGGCCUACCCAUUAUCAGCCAACGGGCUCUACAUUACACACCCAACAGUGGUUUUGCUAAAACUUCAGAUGGAAUUUCGCAAAACUACCCUGUAGUCGAUCAUACUUUUGAUGCAGUGGUAGUUGGUGCUGGUGGUGCUGGUCUCCGAGCUGCCUAUGGUCUAGUCGAGGAGGGUUUCAAGACUGCUGUGGUCACCAAAUUAUUUCCAACAAGAUCUCACACUGUUGCUGCCCAAGGAGGUAUCAAUGCAGCGCUUGGAAAUAUGGAGGAAGAUAAUUGGCAGUGGCACAUGUAUGACACAGUCAAGGGUUCUGAUUGGCUUGGAGAUCAAGAUGCCAUUCACUACAUGACCAGGGAGGCCCCAAAAGCUGUGAUUGAAUUAGAAAAUUGCGGCAUGCCUUUCAGUCGAACUACUGAGGGUAAAAUCUACCAACGAGCCUUCGGAGGUCAAUCUCUCAAGUUCGGCAAGGGAGGUCAGGCUCAUCGUUGCUGCUGCGUCGCCGACAGAACGGGACACUCGCUUCUGCAUACACUGUACGGACAGUCUCUAAGUUUCGAUUGCAAUUACUUCAUCGAGUACUUCGCUCUGGACCUGCUGAUGGAGGAUGGUGAGUGUCGAGGCGUCAUCGCUCUCUGCCUCGAGGAUGGCACGCUCCACCGUUUCCACGCCAAGAACACGGUGCUGGCCACCGGUGGAUACGGUCGUGCUUACUUCUCCUGUACGUCCGCCCACACUUGUACUGGUGACGGUACUGCUAUGGUCUCUAGGGCGAACCUGCCCAACCAGGAUCUUGAGUUCGUGCAGUUCCAUCCGACCGGUAUCUAUGGUGCUGGUUGCCUGAUCACCGAGGGCAGCAGAGGAGAAGGUGGCUACUUGGUGAACAGCGAGGGUGAGAGAUUUAUGGAGCGUUACGCUCCCGUGGCCAAGGAUCUCGCGUCUCGAGACGUAGUCUCAAGAUCCAUGACCAUCGAGAUCCGCGAAGGCAGAGGAGUCGGUCCCGAGAAAGAUCACAUUUACCUGCAGUUGCAUCACCUGCCACCAGAGCAGCUCGCUGCCAGGCUACCCGGAAUCUCCGAGACAGCGAUGAUCUUCGCUGGAGUCGACGUUACACGCGAACCAAUCCCUGUGUUACCCACUGUGCAUUACAAUAUGGGUGGCGUUCCAACGAAUUACAGAGGACAAGUUUUGACGUCCAAGAACAACCAAGACUCGGUGGUACCAGGCCUCUAUGCUUGCGGUGAAUCUGCUUGCGCCUCCGUCCACGGAGCUAACCGACUUGGUGCUAACUCGCUGCUGGAUCUGGUUGUAUUUGGCAGAGCUUGCGCGAAGACCAUUUCUGAGGAGAACAAGCCUGGCGAAAAGAUUGGAAGCCUCCGAACUAACGCUGGAGAAGAAUCAGUAGCAAACCUCGAUAAAAUAAGAAAUGCUAAAGGAAACAUCUCGACUGCUGAAUUAAGACUGACUAUGCAGAAGACUAUGCAGACUCACGCCGCUGUCUUUAGGCAGGCUGACACCUUGCAAGAAGGUUGCAAGAAAAUGUCGGCGUUGUACAAAAAGCUGGAUGACCUUAAAAUUACCGAUAGAUCCCUCGUCUGGAAUUCUGACCUGAUCGAGACCCUCGAGCUUCAGAAUCUGAUGGUCAAUGCAAUGCAGACAAUCUACGCCGCAGAGAACCGCAAGGAGAGUCGUGGUGCCCACGCACGAGAGGACUUCAAAGACAGAAUCGACGAGUACGAUUACAGCAAGCCACUCGAAGGACAGCAGCCCAAGCCUUUGGAUCAGCACUGGCGAAAGCAUACUCUCACGCACGUCGACAUCAACACUGGAGACGUCAAAAUCGACUACAGGCCUGUUAUAGACCACACACUAGACGACAAGGAAUGCAAAACUGUACCACCUGCAAUUCGUUCUUAUUAGACUAAUUUUCCGGGGAAUCUCUUGUACGUAGUCUUUAUCCUUUAUAUCCCGGCAAUUUGGUUAGGCGAAUUGAGAAAUUAUGCGAACGAGUCACGAGAAUUGCAUGAACACCCACAAUCAACGAUUAAUUUCCGAGAAAUUAUGACGACGAAUAACCACGAAGAUCUAGUUGAAAUCAGACAAGCCAAGUCGUUAACAUUGAGUGAACCUAUUUACUUUUCCUGCGAGUACCAAAGUCAAGUUUUCAAACCUUUUUUCCCCGGUGUUGAGAGAAAUGCUCACAAAAAAAAAACAAAACAAAUAAUAUUUUCAACGACUAGAUAGACUCUCUUGGUACAAGGCAGAGGCGUUACUUACGAGCAACUGUGAGAUCAUAGCCUUAGUGAAGAUAAUAAUAGCUGAUUAAAGAAAAGUAUGUACGCGAAUCUUACACGGAGAUCGGUAAAAGAAGUUUUCUUAUUUUACUAGAAUGAAUUUCUAAAUUUAUAUAUAAAUACAUUUUCUGAAUGCUUUUAGAAUUGAACUAUUUACUUUUACAUUAAACUUAAAUGAUUAGAUAAAUAAUGUAAACCUAAAAUACGCCUUGUAAUUUCUCCUUGAAGGUUUGCUAAGAUAAAACCAUUAUGCCACUUGUAAAGCGGUUUCAUACUUAUAUAUUGCCAAAAUAACAGAAUGUCUUCGCUAUCAAAUUUUCUCUAGCUAUAAAGCAUCGCUGCAAUUAUUGUAAAUAAAACAACUAUACUCUUGUAAAGGCGAAGACUAUAAAAGUAGCCGCGAAAGUUGUAAAAGAAGAGAAUGUUUACCACACGAUUGUCCAUCGUCAUCAGAGAUAACGUUUACUUUGUACCGUAUUUUCAGUUGUGAAUUCAAAUGAAUUACGUAACGUGGAAUCGAUCAUUGUAUUGACAAGUAUUAAAUGAAAAGCGAGCGUUUACCAGUAUUUUGACGCGUCUUUCUUUUACCUCACAUGCUGCACACACACACACACACACACAUACACACACAGAGAGUUACGAUCUCUGCUAUAAGGCGAAACAAGAAAGAGCUCAAUCGCCGUUAUCUAUGAAACGGACACUAGUUUCUACUUUGCGGCCGUGCUGAUUAUGAUUGACGAGCUCGAUGUCAAAACUUGUAAAUUUUGCACCAGAUUGUGUAAUAAUUUAAACAAACAUCCACGAAUCGUGCAAAGUUUAAGAUGCGGCACAAGCACGAACUUAGUUUUUAUUUAUGAUGAAGAAUAUUUUUGAACAAUCUUUGAUCGUAUGGACAGGCUGCUGUGAAGGGUGUAUGUGCGAAUAUGAUUGAGAAAAUUGUUAAUAAACGCACGAAGACACCUUGAAUUUGAAUAAAUUUUGCGUUUUAUUUGUUGAAUAAGAUCUCGGCUUUAUAAUUAGUCAUCGAUUAAGUAAGUUAAUUAGCAUUAAUUAAAAUGUAGGAAGACUAAGGAGGCAAAUUUUUUAAAUUAUGAAAUACACAAUGAAUUACUAUA
Nasonia vitripennis (jewel wasp) is the source of this 3693-nucleotide messenger RNA. RefSeq names its product succinate dehydrogenase complex, subunit A, flavoprotein (Fp) (gene SdhA). Lineage: Eukaryota; Metazoa; Arthropoda; Insecta; Hymenoptera; Pteromalidae. Gene Ontology annotation, biological process: tricarboxylic acid cycle; mitochondrial electron transport, succinate to ubiquinone. The record is from RefSeq and is marked validated. The transcript is spliced from 9 exons. Gene Ontology annotation, molecular function: succinate dehydrogenase (quinone) activity; electron transfer activity; flavin adenine dinucleotide binding. Bases 219 to 2204 code for a protein of 661 amino acids.